CGACAUCGUACAUCGUUGAAAUUUUAAUGGAUGGAUACCUCGCAGAGCAAACCGAGAGUUUUUAGUGUUAUUCAGCAAAUAUGUAAUGAUACGGAUCAUUUGCCGAGGUAGCUUUCUUAUUAUUUCCUCGUGUGUGUGGCCGUCAGUUUGCGCGUUUCGCUGCCCGAGAAUUCCGUGCGUUUCGUUAAAAUUUUCACAAAUUUGUCGGGACGUCUGGCUUGGUUCCAGUGCUAUCGCGAUAUUUUUCGUGUCACUUUCGAAUCAGGUCUUCGGUAUUUGUUCGUUUGUUUCCUUCUCGCACUUGUUCCCGAAUUUCGUUCAACCUCUCUCGAAAUUGAUUAUGUGGUGACGAGGAUGCUCGAGUGAAGAUUAUUUUCUACUUAUCAGCUGAACUGUGCUUGCAAUCACCUACCCCCUCAGUGCGGAUAUAAAGAUGGUGAAAGGAUGGUUUGAUAAAUCUUUCAUAUAACUUAUCCAUGGUGGACCUGCCUAUGAUGGUAGAAAUGGAACUUCCCUCUAUCUGCUUUGGUUUACUCAGAAGAAUGGAAAGGCAGAGGUAUAAGCUUGCAUAAUGUAGAUAAUUUAACCAGUUGUAACGUCGGUCAGCAAUCAGUUGAUCGGCGCACGCCCUCAACAAUUACGACAUGUCAACGGAGAAAAAUGAGCGAGAGGUAAAAAAAGCGGAUGCUCCAGAAGCAGUAUCAGUAGACGUUUUACACAAUUCGGAAGUCUCACUCACAGCUUCCACAUCCAAAAGUCAGCCUGACAGCUCAAUGCCACACCUCUCCAGGCAGCUAGAAACAAACAAAUUCAACUCGAUCAAGAAACACUUCUUCGGGUGGAAGAACAAGAAACGGAAAGGGCGUGGCAAGUUAAAAGUGUGGGACAAGAAUUACAACGAUGAUAUUUUAUUGAACCUCACCAAACCAGGCUUUUGGCAGACAAAAAAUGGGCCUGGAACUGCCUCUGACUCUGAAGACUGUGAUGAAAAUGAUACGCAAGGAAAUGAUGAAGUACGGCAACGACUACUUAAUGACUCCAACAAUAAGUUGGUAGAAAUAGUCAAACAUAACAACAAUAUUAAAUAUUAUGAUUGUGAUAUGCCUUCCUCCUCGACUGACAGCGAGACCCGAGAGGAAUCUCAAAACCCAAUAAAAUUAACAAACGGAUGUGAGCUGGAAAGGAAUGAAGGCCUAGGGGACAAUCUGAAGAAAGAUUUCCUGCACUGUGAUAAGCGGAGAAAAACAGGCCCUUGUUCUUUUAAAGAAACAGAGCAGGAUGAUUAUUCAGUUGACAAGGAUUCAUGGCAGUCAGAAUUGAAAACCUCAAGGUCUUUCCAAAAUGUUUGUCCUUUCGAUUUUACUAACAGUGGGUUGAAUUUGAAACGAAAUAUAUCGGUCGGGGACGAGAUGUAUUCUAAAGACACAAUAGUUUGUUUAGAUGACAAGCUCAGAGGCAUCAUACAAACGAAGGUUUUUAAAAGGCACUCCUCAGACAAUUUACUAAAUCCAAAUUUAGUAUCAAUCUUAUGCAAUCACAGCAAGUCCAGUUCUAACCCUAGACGGAGGAGUAAAGUAGAUUUUUUUCUGAAGUCCCUCCUAGCCUUAACACCUGGAAAAAAGCAAGUCUCAGGUGACGGAGAAGUCCAUAAGGGCUCUGAUACCAAAACCAAAAUUGAAAGACGACCUGUGCCAUCGUCUCCUAAUUCAUUUAGUGCAUCAUUCAACGAAUUGAACGCUGUUACGGAAAGAAGCCUGCCUCCUCAAAGUUUGUGCAAGAGUUGCUCUGACAUUAACUAUGUUAUCUCCUCAACACCGUACUGCAAGGUUCACAGUGACAAUUUUUCAAAUUUAAAAUUCAUCGAUUCAGAUUGUGAUAGUAGCAUCCUAAAUAACUCUUUGAAUUCUAAUUUAGACAAUGCCUGCAGUGAUUGUUUUUCUUUGAAGGCUUCCAGUCCUCAAAAUCUUGCUCAUCCGACUUUCAGUCUUGAAACAGAUGACAAUUUGUAUCAAGUUCUUGAAAAUAGUUGCUCUACGGAGAGUCUCUCUCAAAAUUGCACUCAAGGCAUCUCAUGUACUGCCUGUGUCGAAAAUUUAGGUCUUGAUCAGUGUCCAGCUGCACCCAGAAAAAGUUUAGACUGUGGCAAGCCUUCUUGCAAAGCUCAGAGUGUUUGUUCAUCUGAAUACAGAGGCAAAAAAGCAUCGCGAUAUCGACCUCAGUCGGUCAUUUUAGCUAGCUCUUCCCUUUCCCCAGCGUCUCAUCUUUCGGCUGUGAAAUCUGCGCAGAAUUUGUGUAAUAGUCGGAGUGAGCUUUCCCUUUCUUCUGCCCAUUCGCACGGGAGUGUUCUACCAAUUGAGCCGACUAACAGGCUUCGAGUUCCAUCCGUUGUCAUAUCGGGCUCAAAGUUUCUUUCCACGUGUUCGAGUCUUCUGUCAAUGGCAUCCUCCUCAAAGUAUUCGAUUAGUUCAUCAGCUGCAUUCAUUCCCGUUAAAGGGAAGAAUGUGGUGACUGUGCUGUGUAAAGUGUGCUUAAACGAAGUGGAGCUAAAGGAUUCCUGGACUUUACAGCAAUGCAACUGUACAUACUGUGUUUCGUGUGUUCGAGCGUAUGUUGAAUUCGAAAUAAAUCAAGGAGCCUAUCACAUUUCAUGCCCGGAUGCUCAAUGUAAAAGUCAAGGAAUCAUCCAGAUGGAGGAGAUCGAAAGUUUAGUCAAUUUCGAUGAAGUCGAGAAGCACAAGCGCUUUAAACUUAAUAAAGAGGUGGAGCUGGAUAAGUCGAGGGUGUGGUGCCCCCGGCCCGGGUGUGAGACUGUGUGCACGCUGGCUUCAACCGUAGAACGGACAGUGCCGCAAUGCGUGCACUGCGUAACGUGUUCCUUAGACUUCUGCUCCAACUGCCGGGCAGGCUGGCACCCCGGAACUCCGUGUCGACAGGAAGACCUGCAGCCUUCGAUCCCUGGCGUCUCCUUCGACUCUGAACUCAUCAAGUGCUGUCCCAUGUGCUCCGUCCCCAUCGAAAAAGACGAGGGAUGCGCUCAGAUGAUGUGCAAACGCUGCAAACAUGUCUUCUGCUGGUACUGUCUGGCAUCGCUUGAUGAUGACUUUCUACUUCGGCACUAUGACAAGGGCCCUUGCAAGAAUAAACUCGGCCAUUCUCGUGCCUCUGUGAUCUGGCAUCGAACCCAGGUGAUAGGGAUUUUUGCUGGGUUUGGAAUCCUACUUCUGAUUGCAUCGCCUCUACUUCUCCUAGCAGCACCUUGCAUCAUCUGCUGCAAAUGUCGCGUCUGCACCAGUGGUAGCAAGCUUGACGGCGACGACUUGCCGGAGGAUGACUUAACCUGAUCGAACGCUCAUCAUCAAUGCAGAUGACCCCUGCAAAAUGAAGGAACAAAGAAAAUUCUAAGCCUCUGGAGGAAGCGAAAUUCAGUGGCCCAGAUUUAGCACUGCAGACUUACGUUUUCUGCUGGUCUCAAUUGAUGUUAGAAGGCGGAGAAAGACAGACGCUUGGGAGGGAGUGUCUGUGGUUGCUAGAAUUAAGUAUUUGCAUUGUUUUAAUUCUUUAAAUCCUCUUUUCAGUGAUGGAAGGCACAUUUGAAAUGUGGUGAAAUUGUCAAGGAGUGGAAUGGUAACAAAAUAUGAAAUGAACUCUGUAGAUGACUAAGAUCUGAAGAGUGAGGGACUGUUUAAAUUCAGCUCUAAGAUUAGAAAAUUUCGCAAUUUGAAAAAUCUUAAGUUAGCUGUUGAUCUAUCAAGCAAAGUUACUCAUAUAAGUCGUCGAAUGAAGCAUCAUUCUACUCUAAGAACGAAAGAUUUAGGAUUUUGAAUUGGUCUGAAUCGUAACUAAGAUGGUCACCACUAGUUAUCCCUGUUUUGUGAUUCAGGUGCCUAUAAGGUCUCUUACACAGGCUGAGAAAAGAAAGAAAAAAAAUCAAGUAUCCAUGACUGUGUGAGGGAAAAUUACACCCUAACGUCUGAAACUAAAGAAUGGGUAGCACUGGAAAAAAAAUGGAGGUAUCUUUACCAAGUUUUACCAUUGACAAUCCACAUCAUGAUUACAUUGAUCAAUCAAAAUCAAAAUGGUUCUUGGUUGCCACAAUGAUGCAGAAUAUAUGUUCAGAAUUCUCUGAGCCUGCACCUCAAAGUUAAAAAUUUCCUCUGGCGUUAUGGAACGAUCCUCAGAGUGUACACUCAAGUGAUGACAAUUUCUGAGUUAUUGGUGGGACACGCUAGCAGUCAUCAUCAGCAGGAAGAUAAGAGCAAAAAUUCAAAUUGAAUAUUAGCAAGCAACACAACAAUAUUUUGUGAUCUUCUUUGUGCUUCAUUGUCCUGUAUGCCCUUUAACCUUGCUUUUUAUUAGUAAGAUUUAAGGAGAAGGACUUAUAGUUAGGAAGCAAAAAAGGUGCGUCACCAGUUGCCUGUUUGACUAGUGUUGGUGUAACCUAGAGUAUUUGACAUUGAUCUUUGUUUUCUUUAAGAAUCUCUUUUCUUCAGAUUUUUUUUCUUGUCAUGGCAAAGCUGUGUGAAGGGUCUAUGCCAAAUAGAGCCUUGUGUGAAAUGUUGUCAGGUCCUCUUACUUCCUUAAAAAAACAUUUUCUGUCAAUAUGGUUCAAAGAAUCCGAAUAUUAUCUAAAUAAAUAUAGUUUUUUGCUUCAUACAGCGUUUGCCAAUGUUGCUUGAACUGUUUUUUCCUACACAGCUAAGAUCAAAGGUGAAUUUAGUGCUUGCAAAGUCUGAUCAAGUUAAGUUUAAAUCCAUGGAAGCUUUAAAAUUAUUUUCUCAACUGCUACAAGCUUUAUCUAAGGUACCUAUGCUCAACGCCUGCAAAUUUUGCGAUUUUGAAGUAGAUUGAGAUUGUAAAUACGGUUGUACAAAUGUAAAUUUUGGGCGACUGAAGCCUCUGUGAUCAAGCCAAAGUAACUAAAAAAAAAAAAACGAAAUGUUUUGUAACUAAGUACUUCUUUUUGUUCAAACCAUAAACUCAUUGUUUUUAUUUUGUUCUCUUUAUUAUUAAUUUUCAUGUUUAAGUUUAAUCUGUGUCUCAUGGUUAAUCCGUUGUAUUUACUUGCGCUUUCUAUGUACAGAGGCUACUGUGUAGGAAAAGUGUAUGUAUACGUACGUUCCGACCUAUUUUGAUAUUGAUAUCUAGCAUGAAACUCUCUGGCCUCUUACGAACCAUGAUGACCUUAGUAUAUGAUAUAAUUUUAUCCUUAUAAAGAAAAUUUCAAGCCUGUUAAUUGAGGGUCAAAUUCUGUAGUAUGAAGGUUUAGCUUGGUUCAGAUAAGUACUCCCGUUCCAAGGUAACAGUUCAAAUUAUGGAUACAUUCACAAUAUGUAGUAGAAUACUUUUUCUGAACUGACGUUCAGUAGCUGGUUUGCUAAUAUAAGGCAAUACAGUAAUAUGCUAACAUCCCGUGCAAAAUAGUCAAAUUGAGUCUCUUCCCCUGCGUGGUUUCUAAUUUUAUAAACAAAUUUUACCCGAUCUCAGCUUCAUUACCUGCAUAGUGCAUUGUAGGCUGCCUUUAUAAGAGGGUUAAUUGUGGCUUGAGGAUGAUCGUUUGAGUCACUUGAUUUUUAAUGAUAGCCCUCUUUAGGUCUUGAAAAGAGUUAUCAAAAAGUUUCUUUGUCAUCAUGGUAUUUCGAUGGCUAAAGUAAAAAGUACGUAUCUCCAUUGCAAUUUUUCAAAAUCUCUGAUUAUGUGUUAUUCUUUAAAAUAAAUAACCAACCAAAGUAUCUCCUUGAGAUUUUUUAUGAAUAUUUUUCAGUAAGUGAAGAGAAUUUCUCAAAAAUUUUGGAAAUAGUUGCGUUUUCUUCUCUUUUAAAAGAAAAUAAAAAGAUAAGAAGAUAAUGACAGACUUUUUGCAACAUUGCAGUCAAAGAUACGUAUUUUUCUACUGUAGUUAUCAAUAUUAUGUAUAUGCAUGAUGUUUCUAGGUCUUUCUAAUCCUGCAUGGGAACGUUGUAAUGAUGCUGUAAUAUAUUAAACGAAGUUGCAAAUUCAACCUCAAAAUUACAAAAAUGCUGAAGUUUUUUCUUCAUAUUGUAAAAUCGUCAGUAUGUAGGUAGGAUUUUUCCUUAGCGAUCGAUAUGUUUCAUUACAAGAAAUGACAUGACCAAACAGACUGACAUGACAGAGAUGCGACCUGCAGCCAUACUGGAGGUCGCGGCACUCUUCCCAAUUAGGUUGGAUAAAACUUCUCCUGAACGACACCAUAGUUUAAAUAGAAUCCCAAACUAACAAAAACUCUUCAUAAACUAAGGCACUAAAAACUACAGCUUAAUCGUACUUUUUAUUUGAUGAUACGUGCAAACUUAAUAUAUUAUGUAUUUGAUUUUGAGAUUACAUCUUUUCUGCUGUAUUGAAGAUGCCUAAUCUUCAUUCAUUUUGCCAGCAAAUAACUAAUUUUUCCCCCCUUUUGAUCAACAUUUGAGGCAUGUGGUUGUCAUUAUGUUGUUUCUAAGAGAAUAUCAAGGUAGUAAGACUCACAUUAGUAUGAAUUGUUAUGAAUUGUAUGAAUUGUUGGCCCAAACCAACAGCUGUGCUGUUGUCAAUAUGAUCAACCCCCACCUAUGUAUUUGCAUAAGUAAUUAUCUUCUAAUCUGAGUUAUGGUAAAGGGUUUUUUGAACGUGUUAUUUGCAAAAACUGUGUUAAAAAAAAAAACAACAAAGAAAACUUAGUAGCAAUUUAUCCACAUGAUGACAAGAAGUUCCAUAUUAAGGACUUGUUUAAUAUUGACUUAAGAACCUAAGGCUCCUCCUGAAUAAUCAAACAAGGGCAAAAUUUUCAAAAUGGAUCUUAUUCAUUUUUACUAAAAAGGAGUUUCUGGUUCUCUGCUUAAAGAGAAUUCCUAAUCUCUGACAUCCAUUCAGGCCAAGAUGUGAAUUACAUUUUUUUUAAGAAACAUUAAAAUUAAUGUAGGUGAAAAAAGAAGGUUUUUAUAACUUUUUGAAACAUAAACAUAAUCAUAUUUUGCAGUUUUUAGCAAUACUUUACAUCAUGGAUAUAUUUUUGAUAUUGCCAAAAUGAAUCAAACGUCAUAUAUGAUAAGAUCGUUGCACCUAUGAACUUGUAAACAACUGAAUCAGCUGAUUGCAAAUCAGUGCGCUGGACAGGUUAAUUUUGACAGUAUCACAAAUAUAUUCGUUAUGUAAAGUAUUGUUAAAAACUGCAAAAUGUGAUUUUGUUUAUGUUUCAAAAAGUCAUUAUAGCCCUGAUGAUGGCAUAAACCGAAAGAUAUCGUAGUAAUUAAAAAGUUUUAACCACAACGCCAUGGUUCUUUUUUCACCUAUAUAACAAAAUGCUGUUGUUCAAGUGGAACUCUAUUAACAUUAAAACUGACUGAAAUUGCGAAGACAAUUUUCAUUUUCCAUGUAGAUGAGUUUUAUUUUCUCUUUUACAACAAGUUGCAUGAUUCCUUCUUUUAAGCCUGAGGUACAUACCUUAUUAAACUCUUCCAUUCCAAUUGUGCAAUGUUCUAGAAAAAUUCAGUUUUUGGUUUCUGGUUUUGAUUUGAUUUGAUUAAGAGUACUGAAGGCUAUAGGAAAAUGGGGUCGGUGUUUUAUUUUAUUUCUGCAGAAUUUUAAGUGUGUAUUAGGUUGUUUUCUCAGGAAAUGUCUUAUUUUAGCUUGUAAGGACUGCUUGAUUCAUUCAUUUUGAUAAAUAUUAAGAAUGAUAUUCGAGAUUCUAACAAUUAUCAAUUAAACUGCUAUUCCUCGCCCAAAAAUCCAAAAAUGUAAGCAGCCUUUGUGUUAAUUCCUAUUGUGAUUCCUAGGAUUCCUAGCAGAAUGUUUCUUUUUAUAAUGAUGAUGCAUUGCUCUAUUUAAGUAGUUAAUCAUAAGAUGCACUGAAAUUUUGCUAUGCUUGACAAGAAAGGAUGCCAAAAACUCCGUGCAGUCCGAUAAUUAUUAUUGCAACCAACAAAAUGAAUGGCAACUUGAGUUUUUCAGUGAAUUGAGUGUCAUUUUUAACACUUGCUGCCUUCAUGUAAGCUUAUGUAAAUUCCUGUUCCGAAAAUUUCUUUCUGUAUGCAAGUUGAGAGUAAAUUAUUUCAUUUUUUGCACUAUUUCAUCUUAGUUGCAUAUGUCAAAUGUUUUGAAAUAAUAACCUAUGUGUAUGACUUAUAAAAUGAGCAAAAACCUUAAAACAACAUCUAACAAAAAUCCACAAACAGAAAAACAUCAAAUCAAAGCAAAAAUUAAUGCCAGAACUUUCUCUUUUUUGAUGACCGUUUCACCCGCAAAGGCUGUACUUGAAUUUCAUAUUUUUUAUGUUUUCAAAUAUGUAUUGAUUAAGAUCAAUUAUUAAGACCUAAACACUGUCGUGUCUUUGAAACUUGUAAGAAUACUGGGUAAAGUUUUCUCUUUUUUGCAACGAUGGAUCAAAAUUCUAUUUAUCAUUAACUUGGGGUUUCAAUAUCAGUUCUUUUGGAGCACAAUAUUAGAGAACAAUAAUGAAUACAAUAAUGGGUUUUUCAAUAAUUGCAAACUGUUGAGUCACAGACAAACUCUUUUAAACAGGCCCAAAAAUUGAAGUGAAAAACAUUUUUUGAGUUGAGGGUCAUCAGCUCUCACCUCUUUGUCGGAACGAGUUUGUUGUGAACUUAAGCUUUAGCACAAAUAAAAGUCAUACCUCAUGGAAAAUGACUCGAAAAUUUAGAAAAGCGUACUGACCUAGUCUGAAAUUUGUUCCUCACAAUGAUUGGAAUAAGAAACUAGCGCAUAUUUUAGCCUCCUGCCUCAAAAUGUAUGCUACAGCAUAGAAAUAAUUUGAUACUAAUAAGUCAUCCCAGUUUCACAACCCAUUAUGGUCACCCAGGCUCACUAAAAAAAAACCGAAAAUAUACAAAAGUAACUCACAGUGACAGCUGUUGUGUGACGUAGUGUCCAAUUAAAAAUUAAUAACAUAGGCAGCGAACGCCUCUCAUCCAAUGUAUUUCCUUUCCUGUUUCCUAAUUUCAGCUCAGCAAGAAGAUACUUUUUUUCUUUACUUUUACUGAACAAUCUGCGCUCCAUUACAGCAUCCAUUUUAAGUUUUUUGCAGGAUCAUGAAAUCGGGUUGACCCAUCUGUUAUCAAAUUACGUCUUUGUUGUAGUUUAGCUCAAAAGUCUAUACAAAUUUUCUCACGCAAAUUUUGAGUUAAGUAGUCUCAGACAAUUCACUCACUGUGCUUUCUAAGUCACCUUCCUCCAGAAACAACACUUGUAUUUGCUUUAACUAGGUUCAUAACAUGCUCUCUGACAAGUUAGAAAGAAUGUCUCAUUUUCCAAAAUGAAAUGUGCCCUUGGUUAAAAGGCCAAUCACAUAAAUUGACCAGUAUUGUAAGUACCGGGAGCUACCCUGUCAAUGCAAUGCAAUCCCCACGAUCGAUUGUAGAAACCUGACCGGUACACAGCUAAUCCUCACCCCAGUCAACAAACUUCCUCAAAGAAGUGGUGUUGUUUUAAAGACUUCAAGCACAUUUUGACACACAUUCACUCAUUAUUUAUGACCCGUUAUCCCCUGAGAUAAAUUUCUCUCCCCCAAGUCGCAUAUAAUCAUGGUGCUAUUACGAGAACACUUACCUUCUUUCGAAUGGUUGCCAAUUUUCCUGUAAAAAACUCAGUAAUUCAUUGUCUCACAGCUUUCUUUGGUUAUCCUUUGACUCAUGAAGAUCAUUCUGUGAACAUUUUGAGAUUUUUGAUUUAUCUUAUCAAUUAUCAUUCAGAAGUAAAGGCCAGAGGAGUUAUCAAAUUAGUACAGUGGGAAUACAUAUUUUUGUGAUUACAUUACUGAUACCUUCAUCGGUUUCAUGGUCCGUUUUUCUUCGAUACUGAUAGAAUCAUCUGAUGUUCAACUUGUUUUGUUUGUUGAUACGAUUAAGUUAUUAUUGAAAAUUUAGUUAGCUUAAUUUAUAUGAAAAAUUGUACUGUGAUUAUUUCAUUGUUUUAUUUUCUCAAAAUUAUAUAUUGAUUUCCUUUUGUUCAA
This is a messenger RNA of Bemisia tabaci, 9961 nucleotides long. RefSeq lists its product as uncharacterized. The record is from RefSeq and is a predicted model, not a curated record. Gene Ontology annotation, biological process: protein ubiquitination. Gene Ontology annotation, molecular function: zinc ion binding; ubiquitin-protein transferase activity. NCBI's taxonomy places the organism in Eukaryota, Metazoa, Arthropoda, Insecta, Hemiptera, Aleyrodidae.